AUGACCAGUCCAAUUGAAUUGCUUUAUAAAUUUGAUCAAUAUCUUACAUAUCAAUUACAACAACAUUCAUUUACAGCUAAUUUAUUAAUUCAUCCAACUUCAAAAUUUAUAACUGAAAUUUUAGUUAUAAUUGUAAUUGGAUUAAUUAGUUAUGAAUCAAUUUAUUGGACUGGGAUUUAUUUAGGAUUAUGGGAAUAUCAUGCAAAAGAUAUAUUUACUGAAGUGCCCAUCCAUUGUGCUCAUUUAUCAGUUAGAAUGAAUAUAAUAUCACAACAAGAUAAGAACAAGCUUUUGGAAUAUUAUCAAUUGAAACAAUUAUCAAAAUAUAAUCCGUUAUAUUGGAAUAAAUUAAAUUUAUUAAGUGAAGAAAUAUUUAAAUUAAAUAAAUUUAUUAAAUAUUAUUAUGAAUUUAGUCCAGAAGAUUUUGAAAUGAAUAAAGAACCAGAAUUUGGUUCAACUAUUGAACAUUUAAGAACCAAGACAUUGAAUUUAUUUCGUGAAUCUGAUUUAUAUAAAGAAUAUCAUUGUCAUGAUUUAACAAUACGAAAUGUAUUGGUUUUUAAUAAUAAAAAUGAUGAAGUUCGACAAGAUCAAGAUUUGAAUUAUUUAAGUAAAUGUAAUAUUGAAACUGGUAAUGUUAUUGAUUGUGUAAUUGUUAUUUAA
Hemisphaericaspora subhashii is the source of this 663-nucleotide messenger RNA. RefSeq lists its product as uncharacterized. The coding region runs from base 1 to 663 and encodes 220 amino acids. The transcript has a single exon. The record is from RefSeq and is a predicted model, not a curated record. NCBI's taxonomy places the organism in Eukaryota, Fungi, Ascomycota, Pichiomycetes, Serinales, Debaryomycetaceae.